GUGUCUAUUGAUGGAAAUGACAGUGUUAGUGGCACAGGAAUGAUAGGUGAAAAUGAACAAGAUAAAAAAAUGCAGAUUGUCUUGCAAGGACACGGAACAAGAGUGACUGCAAAAUCUCAGCAGAGUGGAGAGAAAGCCUUUCGCUGUGAUUACGAUGGCUGUGGAAAACUGUACACAACAGCUCACCAUCUUAAGGUUCACGAAAGGUCACACACAGGAGAUAGACCGUAUCAGUGUGAGCAUCCCGGAUGUGGCAAAGCCUUUGCAACAGGUUAUGGGUUAAAAAGUCAUGUCCGAACACACACUGGUGAAAAGCCUUAUCGAUGCACAGAAGAGAAUUGUACCAAAUCAUUCAAGACUUCAGGAGACCUGCAGAAACAUAUCCGAACCCACACAGGUGAAAGGCCCUUUAAGUGUCCAUUUGAAGGAUGUGGCAGGUCAUUCACAACAUCUAACAUUAGAAAGGUUCACAUCAGGACACAUACAGGCGAAAGGCCUUAUUACUGUACAGAGCCAGGAUGCGGGAGAGCUUUUGCCAGUGCAACUAAUUACAAGAAUCACGUGAGAAUACACACAGGGGAGAAGCCCUACGUCUGUACAGUUCCUGGUUGUGAUAAACGUUUUACAGAGUAUUCCAGUUUAUACAAACAUCAUGUUGUACAUACUCAUUCCAAACCAUAUAACUGUAAUCACUGUGGGAAAACAUACAAGCAGAUUUCUACACUUGCUAUGCAUAAGCGGACAGCACACAAUGACACAGAGCCUAUUGAAGAAGAACAAGAGGCAUUUUUUGAGCCACCACCAGGACAAGGUGAAGACGUUCUCAAAGGCUCCCAGAUAACCUAUGUGACAGGUGUGGAGGGCGAAGAUGUAAUAUCUGCACAGGUUGCUACAGUUACUCAGUCGGGAUUAGGUCAACAAGUAGCACUAAUAUCCCAGGACGGAACGCAACAUGUCAAUAUCUCCCAGGCAGAUAUGCAGGCCAUUGGCAAUACUAUCACUAUGGUAACACAAGAUGGCACCACCAUCACAGUCCCUGCCCACGACGCCGUCAUCUCUUCGGCAGGAACACAUUCGGUAGCGAUGGUUACUGCAGAAGGCACUGAAGGACAGCAGGUUGCUAUUGUGGCUCAAGACUUAGCAGCAUUUCACAGUGCAUCAUCAGAACUGGGACAUCAGCAACAUGGGCACCAUUUAGUGACUACAGAAACUAGACCUGUUACGUUGUUGGCUACGUCCAAUGGAACACAAAUUGCAGUACAGCUUGGAGAACAACAGUCUCUGGAAGAAGCCAUUAGAAUAGCCUCCAGGAUACAGCAGGGAGAAACACCAGGGAUUGAUGAUUAACUUCUGAAACUGCUACUAGAACAAUAGAGUGAAAGGUAUUUUAUUUUCAAUCAACAAAGGUCCAUGCCAGCAGCAACCCAUGAAAACUUUGAAGUUCUCCGCUCACUGAUACUGGGUACACGUUUUAUGCAAGAGUGAAGAACAUUUUGCAAGUUUUGUGUACAUAACCCUUGGAAUGGACUGACAUCUUCUACUUCCAACCGUUGUAUAUUCAGGAAUAUGGAAUUAGGAUUAUGUAGUAAAUUUCCUUGUUAUCCUCUCAUCAGAUUUCAGACUGGUCUACAAGCAAAUGAAAUAUGAAAUAGAAGCAUUGGAAUCAAUUUUUAAUGUUGUAUACAAAUAAUGAAAGCAUUACUGAAGAUUUCAGAUGUUUAAAAUACCAUUAAAAAUCAUCAUUUCAGGAACCUUUACAAGUAAAAAGAUGACAAAGCCUUUUAAAUCGCGUUCCAUAAAUGGAAAAGUCUUGGAUUUUGAGCCUACUGUAAAUCUUCGUAAUUUGAUUAGUUUCAUACAGAUUUGAAUACUCUUUAGGUUAUCCACCCCAUCUCGUUCAUUGUAAAUACAGACUGUUAUUGCUGGAAGUGCUAAUUAUAUUAUCUUUAAAUUGGAUUAUGUACAAAGGAGAAACUUUGGUUGUUCAAUAUUAAAGGAAGUAAAUCUAA
This is a messenger RNA of Mesitornis unicolor (brown roatelo), 2009 nucleotides long. It is a transcript of the gene ZNF143, whose product is annotated as zinc finger protein 143. Gene Ontology annotation, biological process: regulation of transcription by RNA polymerase II. The annotation marks the transcript as partial. The record is from RefSeq and is a predicted model, not a curated record. The transcript has 10 exons. Gene Ontology annotation, cellular component: PcG protein complex; transcription regulator complex. Gene Ontology annotation, molecular function: RNA polymerase II cis-regulatory region sequence-specific DNA binding; DNA-binding transcription factor activity, RNA polymerase II-specific. NCBI's taxonomy places the organism in Eukaryota, Metazoa, Chordata, Aves, Mesitornithiformes, Mesitornithidae.